AUGUCAAGACAAGCAACAAGACUUGUGUCUUCUUUGUCGUCAAAGAUUCCAUCUUUUUCCUCUUUAAAAUGUCGCUCUUUCACUGCGGCUGCUCCUAAGAUGGGAAUGGUUCCGACACAAAAUGAGGUGAGACCUAAGAAGGCUAAAACAAAAGCUCCUGCUCGAAUUAAGACUGGUAGUCUGGAUUUAGGGGAUGAUUUCAGGAAAGGAAAAACAAAGAACAUAUCUCCUUUGCCCCAUUGUGACUACUGCUCUUAUGAUUUUAUGCAACUGAAACAGGAAAGCGGAACUAAAAUGCCUACCGUCGCAUCUUCAGCUGGACUGACUGCUGGAGGACGCCGAGAAGAAAGACCACCAAAAGCAAUGACUACCAAGAUAUGCGUAGCGAUUCGAUCAUUUGAAAACCUAGUUCCUGGAAACACUAUUUCUGGGCUUCCAGCUGACACACGAAAGAUUAGAUUGCCUGAAUCACGAGUCUUGUAUACUGUGUUACGAUCACCUCAUGUUGAUAAAAAGUCCAGAGAACAAUUUGAAAUGCGAAUAAAGAAGCAAUUUUUGGUCAUGAAAACACAAAGCCAUGAAUUGAGCAAGAAGUAUUUUUGGUUAAAACGCCAGCGCAUAUUUGGAGCUCAAUAUGAAAUUCAGUUUCAUUGCAAAACCCGUUUGGAUAAGGAGAAACUCCAGAAAUUAUUGCUCGGAAGAUUGGACCCUUCAGGUUCCGGAGGACUCUUCAAAUCCCCAACCCCAAUGAAUGCUCGUUACCUGUCGCAUGCCGUAACGGGCAAACCAACUCUCCGUUUAUACGAAAAUAGUGAAACAAUUUACGAAGAGAGGAAGCGGCAGAAACCGACGAAUUCGGCGGCAGGGGUGGUGGAGGAAAAGGUGGAGAAUGGUGGGUCAGAGGAGGAAGUGAAGGAGAGUGGGGGAUUAGGUCAAAGUAGUGAACUUGGCGAAGGGAAAGUGGAGGAAAGUUGUGAUAUUAAUGAAGGAAAGGGGGUGUCAAAGAAGAGGAAGAGGCAGAGGAAAGUAAAGGAGAGUGGGGGUGGAGCUAGGGAAGAGGAAAGGGAAAAUAAUGGUGUGGAGAAUGAGGGAGAAGGUGAUUUCAAGGAGAAUGUGAAAAAGAGUAGAAAGAAAAGGAAUCAAAAGAAGAAAGAAUGUGAUAGUGAGGAGGAGAAGGUGAAAAAAGAUAAUGGAAAAGAGGACGAUGGAAAGGGGUUUUUUGCAACUGUGAAAGGGAAUAAAAGGGCGAAGCAUGUUGGAAAUGAAGUGGUGGAGAGUGGGCGAGAGGAUGAAUUAGGUGAGAAAAGUGAAGUGGGGUUUAUGAAGAAAGAAGACAGAGGGGUAGCUGGAAAUAAGAAGGGGAAGUCCAGGAAGUCAAAACAGGAGGUGAAUACUGAGGAGGAAAUGAAAGACGUAGAAAAUGGAAACGAAGGAAAAUUGGAUGGGAAAAGGGAAGAGAAAGGGGCAAAGAAGAGGAGGAAGAAGGGACGUAAAUUCAGGAAUCAGGAGGUGGAUAAUGAGGAAGGGAAAGAGAUUGGAGAAGUGGGUGUUGAAGGAAAGGAAAAGAGUGGAAAGAAAAGGAAUGAAAAGAAGAAAGAAUGUGAUAGUGAGGAGGAGAAGGUGAAAGAAGAUAAUGGAGAAGAGGGAGAUGGAAAGGGGUUUUUUCCAACUGUGAAAGGGAAGAAAUGGGCGAAGCUUGUUGAAAAUGAAGUGGUGGAGAGUGGGCGAGAAGAUGAAUUAGGUGAGCAAAGUGAAGUGGGGUUUAUGAAGAAAGAAGACAGAGGGGCAGCUGGAAAUAAGGAGGGGAAGUCUAGUAAGUCAAAACAGGAGGUGAAUACUGAGGAAGGAAAGAAAGAGGUAGAAAAUGGAAACGAAGGAAAAUUGGAUGGGAAAAGGGAAGAGAAAGGGGCAAAGAAGAGGAGGAAGAAGGGACGUAAAUUCAGGAAUCAGGAGGUGGAUAAUGAGGAAGGAAAAGAGAUUGGAGAAGUGGGUGUUGAAGGAAAGGAAAAGGUGAAAUUUAUUGAGAACGAGGAAGAAGGUGAUGAGAAUAAGGAAACUGAAGGGGCUGCUAAAAAGAAAAGCCAGAAGAAGGAAACUGAGUUGAGAAAUGAGGAGGUGGAGAGCAAGGAAAAGAAAGAGAGUGUUUAUGAUGUGGAAUGUAAUGUAGCUCCAUUAAAGAAGAGGCUGAGGAGAACUGAUAAAAAGGUGAACUAUGCUGAGAACGAUGUUGCACUAGAUAAGUUAGUGUUUGAGGAGAAACGAAGGAAGAUUAGGAAGAAGAAUGUGGUAUCAUCGAGCAGGAAGAAGAAUGGAGUCUCUAAAAGUAAUGCAUUGGAAAGUGAAAAAAAUGGUCAAAAUGGAGAUGUCAAUAGUGGGAAAAAGAAAGUUGGUCGAAAAGGUAAAACGGUGAAGCAGGAAGAGGAGAAUAUUGAAGGAGAAGAGAAGGAAGAGAGUGGUGAAGAAGGAGAAGGAGAUUGUUUGAUGAUGAGCUCGAGGACAGAUUAUGGGCUCAGGACUCGGAAAGAGCAAGUUGGGCAGGGCAGCAAAUCCAAGCGCACUAAUUAUACUGAGGAGGAGUGCUUAAUGUGUCAUCAAUGCCAGAGAAAUGACAAGGGUCGUGUUGUUAGGUAUCCUAAGAUGACAGAGGAUGAUAUUGCCAAUGCUUGUCCAGUCUGUCUUGGAAAUUGCAACUGUAAAUCUUGUUUGCGUCUAGAUGCGCCAAUAAGGGACCUGAAAAAUUUAAACCUGGAAGUAAGCAAAGAAGAAGAAGUGCAGUGCUCUAAGUUUUUACUUCGCACACUUCUUCCAUUUCUGAAGCAGUUAGAUGAAGAACAAAUGAUGGAGAGAAAGAUUGAGUCUAGGAUAAAAGGUGUACCACUUGCAGACUUACAGGUAGAAAAUGCUGGAUGCCCUGCAGAUGAGCGCAUGUUCUGUGAUAAUUGCAGAACUUCUAUUUUUGAUUAUCACAGAAGUUGCUCAAAGUGCUUUUCUGAUCUUUGUCUUGUCUGUUGCCGGGAGAUCCGUGGUGGACACUUGCAAGGUGGUGGGCCAGGCGUGGUUAUGGAAUACGUUAACAGAGGACCUGAAUACUGCCAUGGUGAAGAAGGGAAAAUAAAAGAUGAAUCACCAGCUGAUUUCUCUGAAGAGACUGGAUCUGAGGAUUUAAUUGGGCAAAAGUCUGGAUGGAAAGCAAAAGAAGAUGGAAGCAUUUAUUGUGCUUGUGGUAGUGGCAAUCUAGAACUAAAAUGUUUGUUCCCAAACAAAAAAGUUGGUUUUGCAGUUUCAAUUUCGGAAUUGGCAAAGAAAGCUGAACAUAUGUCUCAAAAGUGUGAAAUUGACUCUACUAAUGCUCCUGUUGAACUAUGUGCAUGUUUUAAUUCCAAUGGUGACCUUGAUAUUACUAACAGUAACAACCUAUUAAAAGCAGCAUCUCGUGAAGAUUCUAAUGAUAACUAUUUGUUCUGUCCGAAUGCCAAAGAGAUUAAAGAGGAUGACUUAAAGCAUUUUCAGCACCAUUGGAAGAGAGCUCAGCCUGUGAUUGUUAGCAAUGUGCUUGAAACUGCAUCUGGGUUAAGUUGGGAACCAAUGGUCAUGUGGCGUGCUUUCCGCCAGAUAAAAAAUGAAAAGCAUGAUACACUUUUGAAUGUAAAGACAAUUGAGUGUUUGGAUUUAUGUGAGGUAGAUGUUAAUGUCCAUCAUUUCUUCAUGGGAUAUACAGAGGGAAGGUUUUAUGACAACAAGUGGCCUAAGAUACUGAAGCUCAAAGAUUGGCCCCCAUCUAAAACAUUUGGUGAAAGUUUGCCACGACAUGAUGCUGAAUUUACCUGUUGUUUGCCCUUUAAGGAGUAUACACAUCCUCACAUUGGACCUUUAAACCUUGCUAUCAGAUUGCCUAAGGGUUCCUUGAAGCCAGAUAUGGGGCCAAAGACGUAUAUUGCCUAUGGAUUUCCUGAAGAGCUUGGGCGUGGAGAUUCGGUAACCAAGCUUCACUGUGACAUGUCUGAUGCGGGUAAUUGUCCUGUGCAACUAUGUUAUGAUAUGCAAAGUGUUAAAAUACUUAGAAAUUUGGAAAUUUCCUCAUCAGCAGUGAAUCUUGCUAUUAUGGUGUCCAUAUGUGUUGUUAACAUCUUGAUGCAUACUACUGAUGUGUCCACUCAACCUGAUUUUAAGGAAAUGCAAAAAUUGAAGCUAAAGCACAUUGAACAAGACCGAAGAGAACUUUUUGGAAAUAAGCAGAAUUCAGAUGAAGUUGAUAACCUGCAUGGUGUUGAUUCUGGUAGGUCUCCUACUGAUGAUAAUGGUUUAUCUGGGAAGUUUGGCCAGGAGGCAGGAGUGAAACAAGGCAGAAUCACUGAGGUUGGGCCUGUAAAGUCUGGAAACGAGUCAGAACGGCCUGAUGCUUUAGAUGGAGGUGCUGUUUGGGACAUCUUCCGGAGAGAUGAUGUUCCUAAGUUGCAGGAGUAUCUCUACAAACACUUCAAAGAAUUUAGGCAUAUCCACUGUUGCCCCUUACAAAGGGUGGUCCACCCCAUUCAUGACCAGACAUUUUUUUUGACUCUAGAACACAAGAGGAAGCUAAAAGAGGAAUAUGGCAUUGAACCAUGGACAUUUGUCCAGAAACUUGGAGACGCUGUCUUCAUUCCUGCAGGCUGUCCUCAUCAAGUGAGAAACUUGAAGUCUUGCAUUAAGGUAGCACUGGACUUUGUCUCACCUGAAAAUGUCGGUGAGUGCAUACGUUUGACAGAGGAAUUCCGUUUGCUUCCUCCAAAUCAUCGGGCCAAGGAGGACAAGUUGGAGAUAAAGAAAAUGUAUCUUCAUGCUACGAGAUGGGCUCUAGAUGUUUUGAUAAAUGAUGGAAAGAUGGAGCAAAUCAUAGAGAGGUAUCAGAAGAUGACUGGAACGCGCAUUCCUGAGCAUGAUAGUCGGGAACAAUUGUAUGGAGAAUUGGCAAUGCUGAGGAAAGAGAUUCGCUGUCUUCAAUCUAACAUGCGUCGCUAUACUGGUGAAGACAUGAGCUCUAUUCCUUUCGAGGAGUUGGCUGAAGUAGAACAAGAACUUGAACGCUCGGUUAACAAGGUCCGAGAUCGCAAGAAUGAGCUGUUGCACCAGCAGCUAGAAAAUCUUCGCAGGAAGGAGCGUAUGUUGGAGGAGGAAAACAGCAAUAUGUACCGCUGGGAGCAUCGUGCUGCGCUGGAUUAUCAGCAGGCAGCAAUAGAAGCAAAGCCAGUGGAGCAUCAGCAAGUCCUGGACCAAUUCCCAUUCUGUGGAGAACCCAGUAGUGUGCUUCAACUUUCAACCAUCACUCACCCAUACCAUCUCCAGCUUGCUCAACCCAGCCUUCAAGAAUCAUAA
Molecule: messenger RNA, 5352 nt
Organism: Dovyalis caffra
Lineage: Eukaryota; Viridiplantae; Streptophyta; Magnoliopsida; Malpighiales; Salicaceae
Source: the annotation of a GenBank genome assembly